This is a messenger RNA of Erigeron canadensis, 1332 nucleotides long. RefSeq names its product cold-responsive protein kinase 1-like. The coding region runs from base 1 to 1332 and encodes 443 amino acids. The record is from RefSeq and is a predicted model, not a curated record. The transcript is spliced from 6 exons. Gene Ontology annotation, molecular function: ATP binding; protein kinase activity. Gene Ontology annotation, biological process: protein phosphorylation. Lineage: Eukaryota; Viridiplantae; Streptophyta; Magnoliopsida; Asterales; Asteraceae.
AUGAAGAAAUUCUUGACUAUUACUUGUGGAUAUGAUGCAGCCUUAUCUCCCACACCAUUAUCACUUGAUGAAGAAAGCACGGCUAAGAAGCAUCAUUCGUCAUCCAUGAUCUUUUUCCUUGGAGGGUUAAUCGUGCUCCUAAUAUUGCUGAUUCUUUUGUAUGUCUUCUGGAAAUUUGUCAGACCGGCACAACUAAGGAAGGCGGCCAAGCGUGAGAAGAGCUGCAAAGAUUAUUUCAGUGGGAAUCUGAGGACGAUAAGCUAUUUUAGAUUCCAAGCACUUAAGAAGGCGACUAAAAACUUCCAUGAUGAUAACUUUCUUGGAAGAGGUGGAUUUGGGUCAGUCUAUCGGGGUAAAUUGCAAGACGGUAGACUAGUUUCUAUAAAGAAACUGUCACUUGACAAAUCACAACAAGGAGAUGCAGAGUUCCUUGCAGAGGUGAGGAUGAUCACUAGCAUUCAACACAAGAACCUUGUCCGCCUUCUUGGAUGUUGUAAUGAAGGAGCACAAAGGAUACUUGUGUAUGAGUACAUGAAGAAUAGGAGUCUGGACCUCAUAAUUUAUGGCAAAAACGAUCAGUACCUGAACUGGAGCACUCGGUUUCAAAUAAUUUUGGGUAUUGCUCGGGGAUUGCAGUACCUGCACGAGGACUCACACAUCCGGAUUGUGCACAGAGAUAUCAAAGCCAGUAAUAUUCUUCUUGAUGAAAAGUUCCAACCAAGAAUUGGAGAUUUUGGCCUCGCCAGGUUCUUUCCUGAGGACCAAGCUUAUCUCAGCACCGCGUUUGCUGGAACAUUAGGCUAUACAGCCCCAGAGUAUGCCAUUAAAGGAGAACUAUCUGAAAAAGCUGACAUUUACAGUUUUGGAGUUUUGGUUCUUGAAAUCAUUAGCUGUAGGAAAAAUACCGAUCUCACUUUACCAUUAGAAAUGCAAUACCUUCCUGAAUAUGCAUGGAAGCUGUACGAAAGGUCAAACAUGGUCAAUCUCAUAGAUCCAAGAAUGCAGAAUGAUGGUUAUGUGGAGAAAGAUGUAAUGCAAACAAUUCGGGUGGCUUUGCUAUGUCUCCAGCCUCAUGCAAACUUAAGACCACCCAUGUCAGAGAUUGUGUCAAUGUUAACUUGGAAGCUCCAAAUGGUCAAAUCACCAGUGAAGCCGACAUUCUUAGAUGGAGGACGACGAAUGAAGGUUGAUAAGCGUUCUUGGGAAGCCAUUUCGGAUUGUUUCCCUUCUCCUCUUGAAAGUGGAUCGCCCAACCUGUCCCAACCUCCAAACUCUUUAGAUUUCAGUGUCAACCAAAGCUUUUCAAGGGAUUUUGGUGAGAAUCAAGUGUAA